Molecule: messenger RNA, 3795 nt
Organism: Periconia digitata
Lineage: Eukaryota; Fungi; Ascomycota; Dothideomycetes; Pleosporales; Periconiaceae
Source: the annotation of a GenBank genome assembly
UCGCGCUUGAGCGCAUCGCAUCGCAUCGCACCCGUUUUCCUUGGGCAGACUCGACUGCUUGCCUGUCUGCCUACCAUGGCAACCUCCAACCCCACAAGAAGUCGGGCAGCGUCGUCGGUGGGACAGCAUGGCAGCAGAGACAAUUCCCUUGCGCCCACGGGCGUCCACACAAUAAUCAAAGGCGGCCUCAGCUCGUCCACGACGUCAAUUGCGAGUAGCAGCGACGACCGCGCACCAGACAAUGGAAGCGCGUACGAUUGGCACAUGGCGUCCGACAGCAACAAUAUGGACAAGCUGAAGAAUCACGGCUCCGAGGACGGGCACAGCGAGAGCUCGUCCACCCAUCGUCGCCGCAUGUCCAAAAUAUUCGGGCGCAAGACACGCCGUAAAUCAGGCCACAGCAACGUCUCUGAUUCCGCCGACGACAUGAUUCCCCCCGUACCCAUGAUGCCAGCUGCCUCGCAACACGGCUUGUCCGCGAGCGAGGAAUCACUCGGUCUGCACAAGAGCGUAUCGAGCAGCCUGCUCACCGAAGACUCGGACGCUGAAGGUGCUGCCCCGGUACGACCCGGCAUCUCUCCGCACCAUUCCCAUGCCGGCUACUUGACUUUGUCAUCGCCUUUGAUUGCUGCUCAAACCGUCGAUUCAACCCCUUCCGAGUCUGCAGCUUCCGAAGAUCAAGCGUCCACUCCACGCCACGCUCAUACCUUUGACGUCGCCGCCACUAAACGAGGCUCUUCACCAGGCCGCAAACUCAAGGAGGCCUUCACACCAACAUCAAAGCGCACUAUCACACAAAAGUCGUCAGGAGGGGACGCGGCUGAUAGUCCGCGACCCAGCACUAGCGGUGGAAUAGGGACACUUUUUGGGGGGAAGAAGCGCGAGACCACCACCAUAUUGGAUGAUAAUACAUUGCAAGCAUCGCCUCCACCAAUCACUACGACCAAGGAGGUUCGCCCUUCGUCUUCACUUCCUGUCAUUACUCCCAAACUCAUCGUCACUGAGCUCCCAGCAACCCCACCGAACCUAGUCGAAGCUCCUACCACAUUAGUUACCCCUCCCACUCCAACAGAUGCAAAAUCAACCUUUCACACGGAAUCAACUUCAAGUGCGAAGACCCCGACCCAACCUACGAACCCCAACGUUGUAGUUUCGCCCUCGGGGAACAUGAUAUCGCACCGACGCGCACGAUCCGCAACAAAUCCCCCAAGCAAACUUUCCAAUUCCAUAUUAGCUCCAUUGACUCCGACCAUAGAGGAGGCCAAGACUCCCGGUGGAACAGCUGUCCCUCCCCAGUCCCCUAGUGGAUUUUUCUCCUCGGUCUUCUCCGCUGCACAAAACGCUGCAAACACUCUCAGUACCACCAUCACCAAUACCGCUACCACGAACAAACCGAAAGGUCCUGGUCAGCAAUCUAAAGUAGAAGAGGGGGGCGGCGAGGAAGUCCUAAGUGCAAACGCUUCGAGCACAGCUGUGAAUGAAGGGUCCGAGAAACGUAAAUUGGCUGUUGAAACUCUGGGCUCCGGAAAUCUGAGCUUGGCUCAACUUGGGAUAGCAGAUCCAGAAGAGGCCACUAUCAUGUCUUCCAGCACUAAUUUGCCGGUAGCAUCCGAUGAUGCCUCUGCGAAAGCUGCAGAUCUGGUGGCAGCUCAAGCUGUAUCAGCGGCAUACGCUGCUGAAACCCCGGCCACCAUCCCCAAUGACGAUCAUGCAAGGUCCCUCACAGCAGCAUCCACUAAUGCUAUGUCCCCACCUCGGCAAUCGGAUAUCACAGAUUCACCCGCUGCAGCCUCCAUUCAACGACAAGGUAGCAUUCGUAGCCGGGUAAGUGGAGGGAAAACACGGCGGCACCGAGGCAGCUCUGCUACAACAGGUAAUACUAUAGCAGCUGCAAUUGGUGCCAGUACUUCAACCUUGGUCCCCCAAGCCGGUGGUCUCAGCAAUCAGCGCCUCAAUGGUACCGGUUUUGCCGUCGCAUCGCCAAAAAGAAACAGAGAAUUUCACGCGUUGUUCAAGAGUGUCCCUGAAGAUGACUAUCUUAUCGAAGAUUAUAGCGCAGCAUUGCAGAAAGAGAUCCUUCUACAAGGUCGACUAUAUGUUUCCGAAGGUCAUCUGUGUUUCUCCAGCAACAUUCUCGGUUGGGUCACCAAUUUGGUGAUAAGUUUCGACGAAGUAGUGUCGGUAGAGAAGAAGUCUACGGCUGUUGUUUUCCCCAAUGCCAUUGUGAUUCAGACACUCCAUGCUCGUAACGUUUUCGCGUCGUUAUUGACUCGAGACACUACUUAUGAUCUCAUCAUUGGCAUCUGGAAGAUAUCGCACCCCAAUUUGAAGUCGUCUCUCAACGGAGUGGCGUUAGAUGGGUCUGGGACAGGCGAUAAGACAGAAAAGGCAGAAUCUGUUGGCAGCGAAGAUGGCUCUGUACAGGACUCGGAGGAUGACGUUUAUGACGAGGAUGCUGAAGAUGACGAUGGAAUGGGAAGUUUUACAGACGCUGGGGAAGGCAGUGUCACGGGCAGCGAAAUUGGAUCUGUGGCUGGCGAGGCGCGGAAAGCCAGCGCGGCCAUUGCACAGGCUGUCAGUGGCGGUACUCAAAAACUCAGUGAGACCGCAGAGGCCACAAUCAACGGAGCACCUGCAAUUCAGGAUUUCCCAGGGGCAGCAACACAUGCGCCUACAGAAUGCGGUGAUAACGAUCAGCAUUACGAUAAGCUUCUGAUUGACACAACCAUCCCUGCGCCGCUCGGGAAAAUCUACAGUUUGACUUUCGGCCCGGGUUCCGGCGUGUUUAUGCGCAAAUGGCUGGUAGAAGACCAGAAAUCCACAGACCUCCAAAUGGAGGACGACGGCAAAGGUCUCGGUGAGGCCAACAAGACGUUCAGCUUUUCAUACAUCAAACCUCUCGGAGGUAGUAUUGGCCCGAAACAGACCAAGUGCAACAUCACAUCGAACCUGGAACAGUACGAUCUGAACAAGGCCGUUACAGUAUUGCAAGCCACACAGACCCCAGAUGUUCCCAGUGGUAAUAUAUUCGUGACAAAGACAAGAUAUUGUCUGAUGUGGGGCCCCAACAAUAGCACACGCCUUAUUAUGACAUUCACUGUAGAAUGGAGCGGCAAGAGUUGGCUUCGAGCCCCCAUUGAGAAAGGUGCGAACGAUGGGCAAUUGACCUACGCAACCAGUCUUAGCACAGCACUUCGCAACGCUGUGGCUGCGAAGAGCAGCGUACCCAGAGGGCCGGGCAAAGCAGGCAAGGGCAAGAAGCGUUCCAAAGCAAACGUCGUCGCAGCAGAUGCACCUGCACCUGCCGCCUCGGCAGCCUCGGCACCGGCCAAGGAAAAUAGCUGGGGCGUCCUCGAUCCGCUACGAAGUCUUCUCGGACCUGUUGCUGACAUCAUAGACAUGAUCAUCACAAAACAGAACCUUAUACUGCUACUUGGCGGCAUUCUCAUAUACUCUUGGUUAUUCCCUCGCUCGCACGGCGUUAUCUCCCCGGGCUACAUGAGCACAGCGCAGCGUCAGGUGGCGUAUGAAGAACUCUGGCGGCAUGAAGAAGCCGAGCUCUGGAAAUGGCUCGAGGAGCGCGUCGCCAUGGACCACGUGCACAGCUCUGUGGCGGGUGGACGCGUAACCUAUGGCCAGGACAUGCAGGACAAGCUGUUGUCAGAGAGCAUGCGUGAAAGACAGGUUGACGAUGCGAUCCGCACUACCGAGGAGCGAUUGAGUGCGCUGAAGCGUGCAGUCAAGAGGGAACGGGAGACAAGCACCAAAAGUCCGAAGGAAGAGUCCACCACAUAG